Molecule: messenger RNA, 1324 nt
Organism: Thrips palmi
Lineage: Eukaryota; Metazoa; Arthropoda; Insecta; Thysanoptera; Thripidae
Product: mpv17-like protein 2
Exons: 4
Coding region: 303-929 (208 amino acids)
Biological process (GO): mitochondrial ribosome assembly
Cellular component (GO): cytoplasm; membrane
Source: RefSeq, a predicted model, not a curated record
CAUUGCGUUCUGUGGAUAGUGAUUUCCCUCCCUUCUGCUUCUCCGCUCUCUCUUUUUUUUUCGUGUCGUCUGCAGCAGUCUUGUCACCUUCUGCUUGGGGCUCACUGUCGCGACUUUGUUGUAAAAACAAAGAUAACUUAGGAUGUGAGCAAUGUCCCCCGCCGUCGGAUGGGGCACAAAGCAACGCGCAACUUCGUUUUAUUUGUCGUUAAAUCUUAACAUGUGAUAUUUGCGAGGUGUAGCCCCAUUCUUGCCACGAGUAUUAAGACACCAACCUAUCUGUGAUACUAUUUUAAUCCGUCAUGAGGUUGUUUACGUUUGUGUUGCGCAAAAGCGCGAAUCUUAAAUUAAACCCCUCAGAUUCAACUGUCAAAAAUGGAUUUUUAAAAGGGGCUUUUGGUAAAUAUCUUCUUGUGACAAACACACUUUCAUCUGGCAUUCUAAUGGGUCUCGGAGACUAUUGCCAACAAAGAAUUGAGAUUUAUCAAGCAACUACAGACAAGAAGUCAUUUGACAUUACAAGAUCAGUCAAUAUGUCAACUGUUGGACUGGGUCAUGGUGUGUUUCAUCACUUUUUUUACGGGUGGAUUGACCGAAAAUUUCCUGGGACAACAUUGAGAAAUGUAGUUCGAAAAAUUUUUGUGGAUCAGCUGAUAGCCUCUCCAGCAUGCAUGUACAUAUUUUUUAUUGGAAUGGCAAUCAUGGAAAAGAGAGGGUAUGAAUCAGGAUGGCAAGAAAUUAAAAGCAAAUUCCUGUUCUGUUAUAUGGUUGACUGGAUUGUCUGGCCUCCAAACCAAUUCAUUAACUUCUAUUUUCUGCCACCCAAGUACCGAGUUAUUUACAUCAACACUCUGACAAUGAUUUAUGAUAUAUUUCUAUCAUACAUUAAAUUUUAUGAUCAAAUUGAAGCACCAAAGGAACUGAAAUAGUUCUUGCACUGUUGAUUUGGUGUGUUUAGUCAUGUGAUGCUACGAUAUAUGGAGAAGAUGAGCAGGUUACCAAAGUAAUGAUAUUUAGAUAAUAGAUGUUCAAGUUUUCAUUCAAGUACUAUUGAUAAAAAUACACAUACAAAACAUUAACAGUGAAUUAAAUAAUAACAAUAUAAGGUUAAUACUGUGAGAUGAAUACCCAUAGCUGUCUUUCUACUUUAGCAUAAAUUUUGAUUUUGAUUAAACUUGAAUGUCUUAUUGACACAAUGAAAAGCAUUUUGCCAAGGUGAGCUGUUUCUUGAUGUAGUACAUGUCUUCAGCGUAAAUCAGAUAGAUGCUUGCUCAUGAUGUUUUAAAAAUUACUUGUGAUGACAGAAUAAAAAUUAUUUGUUGGA